AUAAAAAAUGUUGAAUGAAAAAAUAUGUGUUAACAAAAAUAUGUAAUAAAAAAGUUGUAUGACAACUUAAAUUGAGAUUAUUCAUAACUACAAACAACACAUAUCGAUUGAGCAAGGCUCUCCAUAAAAUUGAUAUAAUUACAUAAAAAAAAAAGACUCCGAAAAAAAAAAACCUUUUUAAAAAGAAGGAAUUUUUUCAUAUAAAUUGACUUCUCGGGGAAAAGGGAAGUUUUUUUUUUUUUUUUUGUACAAAUUUUGUAAUCUUGAAUGAAUGUAUGAAAGGAGCACCUCUUUGGAACUUUUUGCCUAAGUUUUCUUCCUUCUUUGGUCUCUGAUAAAUCUUGAAUUACUCAUUUCGCGGAGUGACUACCCCAAAACCCGGAACUCCCUUGAAUCUUUGACAAAAUACAAAAAAACAAAAGAACAGUCUUCAUCUGUUCUAGCUUUUUUAUUCUCUUGGUGGCAUCUAAGAACCACAAAGAAAUAGAGAAAGAUAUUUCAAAUUCCCCCUUGGUGAAUUUAAAAUAUAAUGUGGAGCAUGAUGUGCGACGUGAUGCCGACUAUAUCCGAGGAUAGCAUCUCGCAGCGAUCGUCGCAAUUUAGCGGCGAAGAUGCCAAUUUUGAACAACUUAUGGUAUCGAUGCUGGACGAGAGAGAUAAGCUUAUGGAUAGUUUGCGUGAAGCACAGGAACGACUUAGUGAGUCGGAAAUGAAGUUGCAUGAUGUGGAAAAGGAGCGUGAUAGUUUGCAUCGUCAGAUUAAUGCAAAUUUGCCUCAGGAAUUCGCGACCCUUACAAAAGAACUAACACAAGCUAGAGAAACUCUAUUGGAGCGAGACGAAGAAAUAGCCGAAUUGAAAGCAGAACGAAACAACACACGGCUUCUUUUGGAACACCUCGAGUGCCUGGUGUCGAGACAUGAACGUUCUUUGCGAAUGACAGUUGUCAAAAGGCAAGCAGCUGCACAGAGUGGUGUCUCUAGUGAGGUAGAGGUGUUAAAAGCUUUAAAGAGUCUAUUUGAACAUCAUAAGGCUUUGGAUGAAAAAGUGAGGGAACGACUAAGAUUGUCGAUAGAGAAAAAUACUGCCCUUGAAGAGGAAUUAAAUUCAACCAAAGAUGAGUUACAGCAAUAUAAAUCUGGUGCAAUACAACAUAAUAACGAUGCAAGCAAGGAGAAUGGUACCGGAGAUAAGAGUGGAGGAGGUAUCAAUGGUGAUGCAGCGGACAACAUUGAUUACGCGGCUAAAACCCACGAACUUCAAACUAUUAUUGAGAAACAGACUGCUGAACUUUCUCAGUGGCAACGCCGUGUAUCCGACUUAAAUAGCCGAAUAAAUGAACUUGAAGAUAAUCUUGGCAAAGUCCAAAAAGAUCUUUCGAAAUCUCAGGAGCAAUGUUCGAAAUUACAACGUGACUUACGCGAAAAUGUCGCACAAAAAGAAGACCAAGAAGAAAGAAUAGCAACGCUGGAAAAACGUUACCUCAAUGCUCAGCGCGAAUCAACUUCAUUGCAUGAUUUGAAUGAGAAACUUGAGCAAGAACUAAGGCAUAAAGAGGCUCAACUUAAGUUGCACGAGGAAAAAAUCGCAGCUAUUCAAGAAAAAUUGGAAUUGUCCGAACAAAAGCUGGCGCAACAAGCAAAACUUCCCGAUAUGGAAGAACAGCUGAAGGCACGCAUGGAGGCGUUAACUCAGGUAGGAAACAAGGCACAAGAACGUCAUGGAUCGGCUGAAGAUCGCAUUCAACGACUCGAAACCAAUCUGGACGAGAAGAAUGCCGAAGUUGUACGCCUUAACCAAAGACUUAAAAUGAACGAAGAGCACAAUAUGCGGCUCUCAUCGACUGUUGAUAAAUUACUAUCCGAGUCGAACGAACGACUUCAGGUUCAUCUCAAAGAGCGUAUGCAUGCUCUAGAUGAGAAAAAUAUACUAACACAGGAAUUAGAAAAGGCCAGGAAGCUAGCCGAAGAGCUACAUCAUGAGAAGAGCGAAAUAAUGAAGGAGCUCUCCAAGACACGAUUGGAAAUUGAGAAUUUCAAAAGGCAAUUAUUGCAACAAGAAAUUGCCUAUAAUAUUCAGCAGACAGAAGCUUUGACACGUAGCUUAUCGCCUAGCAGUGUGGUGGAUGGAACAGCAUUUUCAAGGAGUACAUCUCACACCAGUUUCGAUACACACUCAUUGCGUAGGAAUAAACAGAGGAUGGAAGAAAAUGAUCAGUUUGCUAGAAGUUUAGCUGAACAGGAAUGGAGUAAAUUACAACAAGCUCAUGCGUUAGCAAAUGUUCAAGCUGCAUUUGAAGUAUCAAGUCAGCAAGAAUGCGAUGAGAGUGAUGGUCUUUUUGGUGCUGCAGAGUUGAUGUCACCCUCAGGUCACACUGAUGCACAAACUCUUGCGAUGAUGUUGCAAGAACAAUUAGAUGCCAUUAACAAUGAGAUUAGGCUUAUACAAGAAGAAAAACAAUCAACAGAAGCACGUGCAGAAGAACUUGAAUCCAGAGUUGGCAGCUUAGAGCAUGUGAAUCUUUUAUCACGAGGACGUUCAAUGGACAGACAAAGCCCACCACUCAGCGGGCGUAGUACACCGAACAGCCCCAACAGAGACUAUCUGCAUAAGUAUCAUACUGCACCAGCCUCAAUGUCACCAGCUCAUCUUCAUCAAUAUGCGGCUUCCCUCAGUCCUGGCCAACUGUCUGAGUCUCUUCCUUCGAGCCAGCUCAAUCUACCAGCGCUUUCAUCCGAUGUAUCCAGGGACGAGCUACAUGCUAUGGCAAUGGCUGGUGAUUCUAGUUCCGGAGGCGCUGCAUCACCUCUCACCGCUAGAUCAAUGCGUUUGGAACGAGUAGCGCAAGCGUUAGCCCACAGUCAAGAAGAGCUACGAAGAAGAUCGAUGGGACUGCCACCGAGUCAAGGACCAAAUAAUAAUAUAAGCAGAUCGGCAUACCAAAACUAUGGACCAUCACCAUUGAGUUCACGUCACGGCAGCCAAGAAUCACUGCGCCAUUAUAGCACAAUGGGUUCCAUGAAUAUGCUUCAGACUCCUACAUCUAGUGUUAGCCGUGAUGUAGUCACAGCGGUACAAAAGAAAAAAGGCAUCAAAUCUAGCCUCGGGAGAUUCUUUAGUAAAAAGGACAAAGUCAAAGGUGUUAAGGACUCAAUGCCUGAUGGGUCAACAAGUAUGAUGUCAAUAGGUAAUCUAUCGAUAACAAUGAGUGAUAUUGACUCUAAUUAUGAUGCAAUGAGCUUAUCGGGUGGUAAAAUACCUGGAAUGGUUGGAAUGCCAGGCAAAGUUGAUUAUGGAAGACCAAAGAAGGAACACGAUUAUCGUAAUGAUUUAUUAGGUGAAGCGAUGAAAGCUGGCACACCGUUUGCAUUGUGGAAUGGACCCACAAUAGUUGCAUGGUUAGAAUUGUGGGUUGGUAUGCCAGCGUGGUAUGUGGCUGCUUGCAGAGCAAAUGUUAAGUCUGGAGCAAUAAUGAGUGCAUUGAGUGAUACAGAAAUCCAAAGAGAAAUUGGUAUAAGUAAUCCUUUACAUAGAUUAAAACUACGUCUUGCCAUACAGGAGAUGGUCUCAUUGACAUCACCAUCAGCUCCUCAAACUUCACGCACAACUCUUGCCUUCGGGGAUAUGAACCACGAAUGGAUUGGUAAUUAUUGGCUUCCUGGCUUAGGCCUACCACAAUAUCGUACCACAUUUAUGGAAUGCCUAGUCGAUGCCAGAAUGCUUGAUCAUUUAACAAAAAAAGAUUUGCGGGGCCAAUUGAAAAUGGUCGAUAGUUUUCAUCGGACUAGCUUACAAUACGGUAUUUCUUGUCUUAAAAGACUGAACUAUGAUCGCAAUGAGCUCGAGCGACGGCGAAAAAUAUCCGAAAAUGCUCUAUGUGAUUGUUUGGUAUGGAGUAAUGAGAGAGUGAUUCGAUGGGUAGGCAGUAUUGGUUUAAAGGAAUAUGGAAACAAUCUAUUAGAAUCGGGUGUGCAUGGAGCUUUAGUUGCGUUAGAUGAAAGCUUUGAUGCAAACGCAAUGGCGUUAGCAUUGCAAAUUCCUACACAAAAUACACAAGCGCGGCAAACACUCGAUAUUGAAUUCAAUAAUCUCCUCCAAGUUGCCACUGAACGACGACCCGAAAACGAACAGCUUCAUAAAUCCUGAUCCAACGCCAGUCUCUCAACAUUGAGUGACGAAUAAAUAAAAAUUAAUAAUAACAAAGAUGCAGCCUAAAAACAAAAAAUGCAAUUGCAUUGCAUUAUGCCGGGUUUUAAAAUAAAAUCAAUAAAAACAAAAAUGUGAAAAGAAGUCAUUUUACGAAAACCAACAUAAAUUGGGAAAUAUGGACAUAAAAAAAAAGGAAUAAAAAACUGCUCAACGUUCAAAAUGUGAAAAAAGAAGUAAAAACAAAAAAAAAUUGCAAACUCGUGAGGCUAGUGAACCAACUAGAUGAUUUUCUUUUUUGUUUUAACAAAAAUUAAACAAAAAAAAAUUACAAAAUACAUUUUUUAAAUGUAUAAAUUUAUAGAUUAUUAUGUUUAUAUAUUAUAUAAAUGUAGAAGUUACAGUUUCUUACUAGGCGCAGCUGCAGCACAAACAAAACAAAAACAAACAAAAAACAAUAUGUAUGUAAUUUUUAUACAAAUAUAAGGGAAAGAUAAAACAAAAACAAAAAACUAUUAAGACAAAUAAUAAUUUCAAAAAAAAAAUAACUAAGAAAAAAUUAUAAAAAUUAAAACCACAUCCUCCUGAUAAAUUAUUACAAAAACCAAAAAAAAAAAAAAAACAAAACAUCGAACAACAAGUAGUGUUUUUAAAAAAAUUAAAACAAAAAAAAAAUAAAUAAAAAAUAUAACAACAGUAUUUUUUUUAAAUUUCUGUUUGUUAUGUAAAUAUUCUAAUUUUUAGCCCAUCAGUCGAGACAGAAAUGACACACAUUGUACGAUUUUUUUUUUAUUUCGUUGACAAAAAAAAAAAAUAUUGUUGGUAUCUCUGUUAAGUUAUAAUGUAUAAAAUACUAUAUUGUUAUGAACAUGAAAGUUCAAAUUUAUUUUUGUGGUAAAAUUUGAGUGAUUUUUUUGUUUGAAUUUAAGUCUAAGAAAAUAACAAAAACAACACACUUUUGGGUAUAAUCUUUAUAUAGUUUUGUGCAAUAUUUUUUAUGAAUUUUUUUAGUAUUUGUUGGUAACACUAUGAAAUCGAGAUUUAAACUCUAUCCAUACCUGCCCCCAAAUCCUAUACUUUCCCUUUAACUCACUCUCUCUCUGUCGCUGUAUCUCUCUCUCUCUCUCUCCCUCUCUGUCGUAUAAAAUGCAGUAGAUUAAAAAAAAAUUAAAUGAAAAACAAAAGUUUAAGAAAAGAAAAAACAAAAAAUAAAAUAAAAUCAACAAUCCAACAAAGUGCUAUUAACCAAUAUUCUUAUAUAUUUUUUCCACUUUCUAAAAAAAAAAUCAUAACAUUUAACGUAAAUGAAAAAUUAAUAAAAAGUUUGUAAGCUUAAAUUUAAUACUUAAUCAUGUAAACAUUAACAUACAUACCAUACACAUAUUAACAUUUAUAUACCUAUAUACAUACAUACAUAUACCUGGCAAGACAUUUUAAAAAUGUUUUGUUUUUUCUAUUUCCAGUGCUCAUAAUCAUCACGAUGGUAUUUAUUCAAAAAAAAACAAGAAAAAAAGUCAUUAAAGAAAAGAAUAUAUUUAUUUAUUUAUUGAAAAAAAGACAAAAAAAUAAAUAAAUAAGUAAACUAAUAGACCAAAAAAAAUUUUAAAAAAAUUAAAAGAACAAGAAAAAGAAGCAACACACAAGAGAGAGUAACUAUGUAUAUUAACCGAAUUACAUAAUAUUAUGUAGUAUAUUUAUGUAUCGUAAAAUGAAAAAGCAAAAA
Messenger RNA from Episyrphus balteatus (marmalade hoverfly), 5867 nucleotides. It is a transcript of the gene Liprin-alpha, whose product is annotated as liprin-alpha-1. The transcript is spliced from 20 exons. Gene Ontology annotation, biological process: synapse organization. Gene Ontology annotation, cellular component: presynaptic active zone. The coding region runs from base 530 to 4144 and encodes 1204 amino acids. The record is from RefSeq and is a predicted model, not a curated record. Lineage: Eukaryota; Metazoa; Arthropoda; Insecta; Diptera; Syrphidae. Gene Ontology annotation, molecular function: protein binding.